Messenger RNA from Budorcas taxicolor (takin), 2169 nucleotides. It is a transcript of the gene KIF2C, whose product is annotated as kinesin family member 2C. The transcript is spliced from 21 exons. Gene Ontology annotation, biological process: microtubule-based movement. Gene Ontology annotation, molecular function: ATP binding; microtubule binding; microtubule motor activity. Lineage: Eukaryota; Metazoa; Chordata; Mammalia; Artiodactyla; Bovidae. The coding region runs from base 1 to 2169 and encodes 722 amino acids. The record is from RefSeq and is a predicted model, not a curated record.
AUGGACUCGUCGCUUCAGGCUCGCCUGUUUCCUGGUCUCACCAUCAAGAUCCAGCGCAGUAAUGGCAUAAUUCACAGUGCCAGUAUAAGCACUGUGAACUUGGAGAAAUCCUGCGUUUCAGUGGAAUGGAAAGAAGGAGGAGAUACAAAGGGCAAAGAGGUAGAUUUUGAUGAUGUGGCUGCAAUAAACCCAGAACUCUUACAGCUUCUUCCCUUACACCCGAAGGACAAUCUUCCCCUGCAGGAGAAUGUAACGGUUCAGAAACAAAAGCGCAGAUCAGUCAGCUCCAGAAUCCCUGCUCCAAAGGAAGGUCUCCGAGGCCGCUCCACUCGCAUGUCCACUGUCUCAGAGGUUCGAAUCACUCAGGAGAAUGAUAUGGAGGUGGAGCUGCCUGCAUCUGCAAAUUCCCGCAAACAGUUUGCAGUUUCCACUGGCCCCUCUAGGCCCUCCUGCCCUGCAGUGGGUGAAAUACCAUUGACGAUGGUCAGCAAAGAGGUGGAAGAGCAAGUCCACUCCAUCCGAGACAGCUCUUCUGCAAACUCUGUGAAGUCAGUUCGGAGGAAAUCAUGUAUUGUGAAAGAAAUGGAAAAAAUGAAGAACAAGCGAGAAGAGAAGAGAGCCCAGAACUCUGAAAUGAGAAUAAAGCGAGCUCAGGAGUAUGACAACAGCUUUCCAAACUGGGAAUUUGCCCGCAUGAUUAAAGAAUUUCGAGCUACUUUGGAAUGUCAUCCACUUACUGCGGCUGAUCCAAUUGAAGAGCACAGGAUAUGUGUCUGUGUUAGGAAACGCCCACUGAAUAAACAAGAGUUGGCCAAGAAAGAAAUUGAUGUGAUUUCCGUUCCUAGCAAGUGUGUCCUCUUGGUCCAUGAGCCCAAGUUAAAAGUGGACUUAACAAAGUAUCUGGAGAACCAAGCAUUCUGCUUUGACUUCGCAUUUGAUGAAACAACUUCAAAUGAAGUCGUCUACAGGUUCACAGCAAGGCCACUGGUACAAACAAUCUUUGAAGGCGGAAAGGCAACCUGUUUUGCGUACGGCCAGACAGGAAGUGGCAAGACUCAUACGAUGGGUGGAGACCUCUAUGGAAAAGCCCAGAAUGCAUCCAAAGGGAUCUAUGCGAUGGCCUCCCGGGACGUCUUCCUCCUGAAGAAUCAGCCCCGAUACCGGAAGCUGGACCUGGAAGUCUAUGUGACAUUCUUCGAAAUCUAUAAUGGGAAGCUGUUCGACCUGCUCAAUAAGAAGGCCAAGCUGCGCGUGCUGGAGGACGGCAAGCAGCAGGUGCAGGUGGUGGGGCUGCAGGAGCGCCUGGUGAGCUGUGCUGAUGACGUCAUCAAGAUGAUCGACAUAGGCAGUGCCUGCAGGACCUCUGGGCAGACAUUUGCCAACUCCAACUCUUCCCGCUCCCAUGCCUGCUUCCAGAUUCUUCUUCGAACCAAAGGGAGAGUGCAUGGCAAAUUCUCUUUGGUGGAUCUGGCAGGGAAUGAGCGAGGCGCAGACACUUCCAGUGCUGACCGGCAGACCCGCAUGGAGGGUGCAGAAAUUAACAAAAGUCUCCUGGCUCUGAAGGAAUGCAUCAGGGCCCUGGGACAGAAUAAGGCCCACACCCCAUUCCGCGAGAGCAAGCUGACACAGGUGUUGAGGGACUCCUUUAUUGGCGAGAACUCAAGGACCUGCAUGAUCGCCAUGAUCUCACCAGGCAUAAGCUCCUGUGAAUAUACUUUAAAUACACUAAGAUAUGCCGACAGGGUCAAGGAGCUGAGCCCCCACAGUGGACCCAGUGGGGAGCAGCCAAUUCAGAUGGAAACAGAAGAGAUGGAAGCCAGCUCCAAUGGGGCCCUGAGUGCAGGCAAUUUCUCCAAGGAAGAGGAUGAACUGUCUUCCCAGAUGUCCAGCUUCAAUGAAGCCAUGACUCAGAUCCGGGAGCUGGAAGAAAGGGCCAUGGAAGAGCUCAAGGAGAUCACACAGCAAGGGCCGGGCUGGCUGGAGCUCUCCGAGAUGGCUGAGCAGCCAGACUACGACCUGGAGACCUUUGUGAAUAAAGCAGAGUGUGCUCUGGCCCAGCAAGCCAAGCACUUCUCAGCCCUGCGAGAUGUCAUCAAGGCCUUGCGCCUGGCCAUGCAGCUAGAAGAGCAGGCCAGCAAACAAAUAAGCAGCAAGAAACGGCCCCAGUGA